Cyclopterus lumpus (lumpfish) is the source of this 1345-nucleotide messenger RNA. RefSeq names its product chemokine (C-X-C motif) receptor 3, tandem duplicate 2 (gene cxcr3.2). The record is from RefSeq and is a predicted model, not a curated record. The coding region runs from base 142 to 1275 and encodes 377 amino acids. NCBI's taxonomy places the organism in Eukaryota, Metazoa, Chordata, Actinopteri, Perciformes, Cyclopteridae. Gene Ontology annotation, cellular component: membrane. Gene Ontology annotation, biological process: immune response; chemotaxis; G protein-coupled receptor signaling pathway. The transcript is spliced from 2 exons. Gene Ontology annotation, molecular function: chemokine receptor activity.
CAACUUCUUCUUUCUGAUCCUCUCAUCUGGAUAAAUGAGGAUGGCAAAAAAAAGGGAUGUUUACCAGUUCUGAUUGUGAGUGUGCUUUCUUGACCAUUGGAGGGUUUCAGGUGUUCUGCUGCCUCCUUGUUUGCUACAAAUAUGGAUAAAAUUCUUCCAACCAUAGAAGAUUACUGGGACUAUGACUAUGACAAUUACACCUGGUCCCCUGACUCGGGCAAGUCGCAGGCCGCCCCAUGCUUACAGGAGGACAGCUACAGUUUUGCACAGAGGUACUCCCCUGUUGUAUACAUUCUGGUGUUCCUCCUGGCUUUGGUGGGCAACGUGCUUGUACUGUGUGUGAUCCAACGCUACCGAAACUCCCAGAGUGGUGGAGCCUGCGCCUUCUCCCUGACAGACACCUUCCUUCUUCACCUGGCCAUUUCUGACCUCCUGCUGGCCUUCACCCUGCCCCUGUUUGCAGUGCAGUGGGCUCACCAGUGGGUGUUCGGCUUGGCUGUCUGCAAGAUCUCCGGUGCCCUCUUCUCCUUGAACCGCUACAGCGGCAUCCUUUUCCUGGCCUGCAUCAGCUUUGACCGCUACCUGGCCAUCGUCCAUGCUGUCAGCUCUGGAUGGAAGCGCAACACCUGCCAUGCCCAGAUCGUGUGUGCCCUCAUCUGGGUGUGCUGCCUGGGCCUGAGUGGAGUGGACAUUGCCUUCAAACAGGUAGUGGAGAUGAACACUGUGGGCACUCAGAAGUCGCUCCUGUGCCAGGUGUGGUUCACUGAGAACUCCACCCAGUGGCAGGUGGGCCUGCAGCUGGUCAGUGUACUUCUGGGUUUUGGGCUCCCCUUGUUGAUCAUGCUAUACUGCUACAUCCGCAUCUUCAGGUCUCUCUGCAACGCCACUCGUCGCCAAAGGCGCAAGUCUCUCCGCCUCAUUAUCUCCUUAGUGUUUGUGUUUGUCGUAUGCUGGGCGCCGUACAACGGCUUCCAGCUGGCAGAUAGUCUGCACAAGCUGGGCGUGGUGCCUGGAGGUUGCCAUUUUGGCCAUGUAGUGGACAUUGGGACUCUGAUCACGGAAAGCUUGGGGCUGUCGCACUGCGCCCUGAACCCGUUACUGUAUGGCUUCGUGGGAGUAAAGUUCAGGAGGGAGCUGGCCAGAAUGAUCAAGGGGCUGCUGGGACAGAGAGGCAUGCAGAGGAUGGAGGGAUGGAGGGAGAGGAAGCUCAGGAGAACCAACAAAUCCUUCAGCUCUGCAGAAAGCGAAAACACCUCCUACUCUUUCAUGGGGUGAAACAAGAGACAGGAGGAGCGAGGUGUGUGUGUGUGUGUGUGUGAGAGAAAAAAAAUAGAAACUUGAGUGA